Sphaerulina musiva SO2202 is the source of this 504-nucleotide messenger RNA. RefSeq lists its product as uncharacterized. The transcript has a single exon. NCBI's taxonomy places the organism in Eukaryota, Fungi, Ascomycota, Dothideomycetes, Mycosphaerellales, Mycosphaerellaceae. The annotation marks the transcript as partial. The record is from RefSeq and is a predicted model, not a curated record.
GCCGCAUAUUACAGACAGCCACACUGACAGAUCAAGGCUAGCAUGGCUGAAUCUGGUUCCAUCGAUCCCAUCUCGUCCAAUGGCCGACGCGAGGCUGCCACGCCACUCAUAUUGAAAGGGUCGCUCGCUUGCAGAGACCUUUGCUUCAUUUAUCUCAACAGUUCACGGCUUGCUGUAGCCAUACUAGUAUUUGCAUCACUCCCAACAAAGGCCAAUAUAAGCCCCGUUUGACGUGCCCAACGCGGUGACGGCUGCACGCCGGUCGCUCCACCUGUUUCAUCAUGAAUGCAGUGUGUGGGUCAUCUCGGCGAACGUUGUCCGCGUAUUGCUUGCACACUCGCCAUGGCACGGGAAUGCUUCUUUGGACAGCAUUGAUAGUCGAUACAGUCGCGCGUGAUUUGAGCCGGGUCUUGUUCUCUCAGGAGGAAUAUGGCUGCACAAUCUUCAUACCACCCAGUGUCGAUGAUACAGCCAGAGGGCCGUCAGCCGACGCUGAAGUUGUGG